This is a messenger RNA of Effrenium voratum, 1931 nucleotides long. NCBI's taxonomy places the organism in Eukaryota, Dinophyceae, Suessiales, Symbiodiniaceae. The record is from the annotation of a GenBank genome assembly.
AGCCCUCUCUUGGCUCCUUGGCCAUUUGACCUCCUGAAUCCUUUCCUCGCGUUGGGAUGCAGCAGGCCCUGACCGAACUGGUGAACUUUGGCUUCUCGGAGGCUCGCGCGCGGGAAGCGCUGUCCAACAUCGGGGAUGUCACAGACACGCAGCUGGCCAUCAACUGGCUGCUGGAUCACGGUGAGGAGGACAAGGGUGGCGCGGUGCAGUUCAAGCAUUGCCCUCACAUCGCAGAAUUCGAGCCGGGGCAGUUGCUCCGCAAGGAAAGCCUGACCUUUGGCAAGCCUUGCCAAGCCGGGUGCAAGGGCACGGAGAACUGGGUCUGCCUCAUGUGCGGCGAGACGAACUGUGGGCGCUAUAUGCACCGACACGCACUGCAGCACUGGCAGCAGACGAAGGCUGAGCAAGAGAAGAGCCUGACAGUAGGCGAGGCAGCAGCCGGUGUCCAACGCCGAGGCCACUGCCUCUGCAUCGGCUUGAUGGACCUCAGCGUUUGGUGUUACGAAUGUGAGUCGUACGUGCAGCACGAGGUUUUGCAGCCAAUAGUGGCGCAGAUGCAGCGCCUGAAGUUUGGGGAGCCGGUGGACACUACCCCGGAGCCGGCGCCGGGGUCCCCCAUGCCGGCGACCAAUGCAAAGGUAGCUCAUGGCUUCCUGGGAGACCCCUCCUGGCCCAUGCCAAGUCUGGUGCGUGCCUGCUCCGAGGAUGCGAGGCCAGGGUACAAGACCAUGAAGGCUCACGAGUACAUGGACCAGCCGGAAGUCCUUCGGGCAAAGGUGAAGCUGCUGGCAGAUCUUAUCAGACGCAGCCAGCAUUGCGUGGCCUACACUGGCGCAGGUAUCAGCACCGCUUCGGGGAUUCGAGACUAUGCCACGAAGGCCAGCGGGUCGGUGGCCUCCGCCGCCUCAAAGUCGCCCUGGUGCGCCGCGCCCACCUUGGCGCACCACACCUUGGUGGCGCUGCACAGCACAGGCUACCUGAAGCACUGGGUGCAGCAGAAUCACGACGGCCUGCCGCAGAAAGCGGGGUACCCCCAGAAGCACAUCAACGAGAUCCACGGGGCCUGGUGGGAUCCUUCCAACCCAGUUGUGCCCAUGGAUGGCACCCUGCGGGGUGACCUCAUCGAGUGGAUGCUGGAGUGGGAGGAGAAGGCAGAUCUGUGCCUGGCAUUGGGCACCUCAAUGGUGGGCAUGAAUUCGGACCGGAUGGCGCUGGCACCGGCACAGCGCGCGCAGCGGCAGCCGAAAGCUGCCGCCCUGGGCACCGUGAUCUGCGCGCUGCAGCAGACCCAGUAUGACCAGGUUUCGUCCCUGCGGAUUUUUGCGCCGCUGGAUGAGCUCAUGAGACUGCUAGCAGAAGAGAUGAGCCUGGAGGUCGCCCAAACCCCCUGGCGUGCCCAGCGCUGGACGGAGCCGGUAGAGGUGCCCUACGACGCGAAUGGCCGCCUCUCUGCCACGCAGAAGAUGCGCUUGGACCUCCGGCCCGGGAGCCGGCUGCGGUUGGUGCGGCAGCCCGGGUGGGAUAAGGAGCGCCACGGGGAGAUCUGCCAGGUGGUGGAGGCGCCGGAGGUUCUUGCGGAGGCGGGCCACGUGGAGCUGCUCUUUGAUGGGGAUGGGUUCAAGAAGAAGACCACCCGCUUCCUCGGAGGUUGGUGGAUUGAAGCGGCCAUCCGAGGGGAGGUGGCCAGCAUUCCGGUGGUUCCUGCUUGAGCCUCGUGCACUUGCUGAUCUGAGGGUUCUUCAAUUCGAGGGUACAAUUCGGUUAUAGGCCAAGCCUGUUGAGAGGAAUCUGCCCGCCCCCCGGUUUUCCGUAGGCUUUGAAGAGACCGGGGGCCCGCUGAGGGCGUUUUUGCCUGUGCUCGCCCUUGAGCAUUUCCAGAGUCGCGCCAUGCGCCAUGCGCCAUGUACAGAGCAGCGCCCGGCUCGCCGCCA